AUGGUAGAUGAUAAAGCUCCAAGUGAUGAGUUCACUAUAGCUUUAUUUAAGGCAUGUUGGGAAGUAGUUAAAGAUGACAUCAUGAGCUUCUUCCAUGAGUUUCAUGAACAAGGUAAUUUUGAAAAAAACCCUAAUGCUACUUUCAUUGCUCUUAUUCCAAAGAAGCCGAGAGUGGUGGAGAUUAAGGAUUUUUGCCCUAUUAGCUUGGUGAGUGGAAUGUACAAAAUUCUUUCGAAGAUUUUGGCUAAUAGAUUGAGUAUGGGUAUUGGAGAAGAUCAUUUCAAGCUUGAGAAUGCCUUCGUAGUAGGUAGGCAAAUCCUUGAUUAUGUUCUCAUUGUCAAUGAAUGCUUGGAGAGUCACAUCAAGUCAGGUGUUCCAGGGUGUGGACUUGGAGAUGUUGCUCUUGGAUCAAAUUUUGUAUAUCCAUUGUACACUUUUCAUUUUGGUGAACGGUGGAUUUAUAUCUGGCUUUGUAGUAGGGAUGCAAGAAUCGGCACACUUGAGAUGACCCACCUCUUGUUUGCAGAUGAUUCUCUUGUAUUCUAUGGUGCUAGUCACAAUCACAUUCACGCUUUGCGGGCUCUUCUACUUUGUUUUGAAGUGACAUCAAGAUUGAAAGUGAAUCUCGCCAAGUCAGAAUUAGUUACAAUUGGAAAUGUUCCUAGUGUCUUGAGCUUCGCCAACAUUUUCGGGUGCAAAUUCUCUACCUUGCCAAUGAACUAUCUUGGUCUUCACUUGGGUGCCUCCUUCAAGUUGCAGUCCAUUUGGGAUAGGGUGUUGGAAAAAAUAGAGUGGAAACUGAGCAGGACUCCAUUGGGUGAUGCCACUAAGGGUUAUGGAUUUUUUGGCCAGCUGGCAAGACAUCCAAGGUACCACUCAAAUUGCUGCUAUGUGGAAGAUGAUGUCAAACUGUCUAUGGUGGUGCAUAUGGAUGGAAAAGAAUAG
This is a messenger RNA of Juglans microcarpa x Juglans regia, 945 nucleotides long. RefSeq lists its product as uncharacterized. The transcript is spliced from 4 exons. The record is from RefSeq and is a predicted model, not a curated record. NCBI's taxonomy places the organism in Eukaryota, Viridiplantae, Streptophyta, Magnoliopsida, Fagales, Juglandaceae. Bases 1 to 945 code for a protein of 314 amino acids.